AUGACUCUCUGUCCCAUCCUCGAUUUCGCAAAUCACCACAUGACUAUCCCCUCAGCGUCACCCGAAGCCACGCAAGCCAAACUCUGGAACACUGGCCCCGCACCAAAGCGAAAAUUUGGAGACAAUUUCACCUUGUGUUCACCGUCUGUGCACGUGGUUGCUGGACAGGAGCUGUUCUUGAAAUAUGGUGCUCAUGCCAAGUCGACUUUGUUUGUUGAAUAUGGUUUCGUCGACGUCGUAGACUGGGAGGCUCCAGAAGAAGAAACCGGAGGAGAGAUAGAGGUCGACACCUAUGUCGAGACAUUGUUUGACCAGAGAGGAGAACUGGGAUUAUGGAUGAAGGAUAUACUAGCGAAGGAAGGUUAUUGGGGUGACUGGACAAUGCACGCGAUCCCAGCACCGGCCCAUCCCUCAUACCGACUAAUCACAACACUUCGCUUCUACCACAUACUCCCAGCAUCAGCCAACGCCGUCCCGGCCGACUCAGACCAGUAUGUGCAGGAAUGGCGAAACGUUACGCUGGGACUGCAGGAAAUUAUUUCGGAAGAAAACGAGCACCGUUGGAAGAUGACACUGCGCGACAUGUGCGAAGAUUUGGCAACUAAUGCGCAGAGAGAUCUCGCAAUGGUAUCCGAGAUCUGUCUGGACACGCAAAAGGAGUGGUUGCCUUCGAGCAUCCUCUUCAUCGAGACGCUCUGGCGAGAGGAGAUGAAUGUGGCAAGAAGCGUUAUUGAAAGUUUAAACAAUCACGCAGAAUUUUGA
Cyclocybe aegerita is the source of this 762-nucleotide messenger RNA. The record is from the annotation of a GenBank genome assembly. NCBI's taxonomy places the organism in Eukaryota, Fungi, Basidiomycota, Agaricomycetes, Agaricales, Hemipholiotaceae.